Molecule: messenger RNA, 465 nt
Organism: Mycena indigotica
Lineage: Eukaryota; Fungi; Basidiomycota; Agaricomycetes; Agaricales; Mycenaceae
Exons: 4
Coding region: 1-465 (154 amino acids)
Source: RefSeq, a predicted model, not a curated record
AUGCCUUGUCCACUUCAAGCGAUUGGUGGGACCAUAAACGAAAAUUUCCGUGGAUCGUGCUGUGUCUCGUUCGCGCGUUCUCUGCUAUUCCAUCCACCUGACGACUGGGACAACACACCUUUCACAACAAAUACCGGUGAAUUGCAGCACCACUGGACAAAGGAACAUACUGGCAAAAAGCUCGCUUUUGUUGUUGGCACAGAGAGCGCUCGGACCCUUGACCACAAUGUUCUCCGCGAUGUCACCGGCUCAAAGGCCAGCAGUGUUCUUUCGAAUCCGCUCAACGAGUCCUCCAAUCGUCGCGGUCGUGCCCUUUCUCGCAACUUCAGCAAAAUGCAAAAGUCGGGGCUGGCAACUCGAAGGCUGCAGCUGCUCCGAAGCGUCGGCCUCGCGGACGAGCUGCUGAGGCCGAAAGCAGCUCAAGUGGGAGGGUCAAGUCGACUUCAUACACUGCUCGACCAGUAA